Molecule: messenger RNA, 987 nt
Organism: Glarea lozoyensis ATCC 20868
Lineage: Eukaryota; Fungi; Ascomycota; Leotiomycetes; Helotiales; Helotiaceae
Exons: 4
Coding region: 1-987 (328 amino acids)
Biological process (GO): regulation of DNA-templated transcription
Molecular function (GO): zinc ion binding; DNA-binding transcription factor activity, RNA polymerase II-specific
Source: RefSeq, a predicted model, not a curated record
AUGCCUUUGCGCAAAGGGACAUACAUAAAAGCCACACAUGUGCGAAUCAUCAAAUUCAAGGUCACCCCCUCCGAGCCCGGACCUGCAAAACGCGGGAAGUAUAAGGCGGAGAGACGUCGAGAGGUUAAUAUCGUCCGGCAGAAUAGGGCGUGCUUGCGAUGUUCGCUGUUGAAAAUUAAGUGUAAUAACAAUGAUGUGUGCAAGAAUUGCAGCGAUUUAAUUUUGAAAUCGCAAGAUAAGAAGACGCUUUCGUUUUCGGGAUGUAUUAGGACGAGACUUGUGGAAGUCAGUGUGUUCCUGGAGCCUUAUCUAGCACCACCAUCUAUUGAAGAGCAAGCCACCGGCAAAUGCAACGCUCUCUGUUUAGCCGUCAUAUCGCUUAAAUUCUCUCCCGGCGUCAAAUUGGAAUUGGACGCUGAAAUAGAUGAUUGGCAAGCGUGGUUGCGAAAAGCGAUGGAGUCUGGAGAUGUGCGAGUCGCGACCGCGCCGAAGUGUUUUGAGAGACUUGCUGCUACUACGAGUGAAGAUGAGAGAGAGCAGUAUAAGCGUAUGAUUGUUGAAGAAGCUCUUGUCUAUGAGAUGUCGGGAGCUUCGGCGGACUCCCCAGAGGGUUUUAACCAGUUCAAAGCACUUCGCCGUAAAGCCGGCCACGGGGUGCUUCAGAGCCUCGAUAACCGGUUAAGGCCGCAGUCAUUAAAGGACAACUCAUACGCAGAAUUGCAAGCGUUGUUUUUGACUGUGUUGGGCAUUGUGUUUGUGAUAAGUCACAUGCUUCCGCAUAUUGAGGACUCUAGAGUUGUUGACCAGGACUUUGAAGGUAGUGAGCAAGAUGCUUAUCAGCUAUCCUCUAAAAGCUCACACCUCUACCAAGUCCUGGCGCAUUACCUGGUGUAUCUGGGCUCCCAGCUUGGAAUUCCUUUGACGACUCAAAUGGAGCAGUUUAUUAUUCAAAAGAGGGGUUUCGAUAAACCGCAAGUUCAAGGGUGA